Molecule: messenger RNA, 2001 nt
Organism: Fusarium tjaetaba
Lineage: Eukaryota; Fungi; Ascomycota; Sordariomycetes; Hypocreales; Nectriaceae
Exons: 3
Coding region: 1-2001 (666 amino acids)
Biological process (GO): nuclear inner membrane organization
Cellular component (GO): nuclear inner membrane; microtubule organizing center attachment site; mitotic spindle pole body
Source: RefSeq, a predicted model, not a curated record
AUGCUCCAGGAACAGCUCCUGUCACAGGAAUGGAAGACAGGGAAUGGAGAGAUUACGGAUCCUCCAGUAGCCACCGAGCGUGAAGCUCCCGCAACCCAAUACGCUGUUCCUCGACAUUCACCUCCGUCAUCCCCAAAAGAUAGCAUCUUUUGCGCAACAUGUCUGAAGAACCAGCGGUUAUUUACGUCAUCUCUGGCGCAGUAUCUUCCCGACGAUACGAACCACCCCGAUUACCCCGAGCUCGAGCGAAAUUACUACAGAUUUCGAAAGGGGUUAGAGGAACGAUAUCCCCAAGUUUGUGAUGAAUGCGCUGAGAGAGUUGAUGGUCAGAUUCGACGGGCGGGAUAUACGGCCAAGACGGACCAUCUCCGACGGAUGAUGGAAAAGAGCAGAGGAAGGAAGAUUUCACCUGAAAAGAAGGGCGCUUUGGACUGGGUUGAUAGCCUAGGCAAGGGGUUGUGGUGGGGAGGAUUGGCGAUGCAGAUGCUGUGGCAUCUCAGAGCAAUCACUCUUGCGCUGGAACAUCAGGAUGUGGGAAUGUACGAUCCGGACGACAGGAGCUGGUCGACGCUGGCUGUGAAGGGUCUGGGCUUGGCUGUGGCAUUUCUUCCUCCAGCGGAUACCCUCAUGAACAGCGCUGUCGUUGCGAGCAUACUGUCGGCAUGGUGGAAUCCCCAGUUCGUACAAGUCAGCAGAGGCUUCACAAGACAUCUCCUGGGUUUCACGCAAUGGUAUGCAUUUCAGGGCCUGAUCGUCUUCUUCCGCAUCCUAUUCCGACGUGUGCUUGAGAUGGAUGGAGGACAGGCUCAAUCGCGGAACGCUCAGCUUAGCGCGCAUUUCGUCAUGUCAGUUGUUAUGGUCAUGAUAUAUUCUGCCGCAAAAAGGUCUAUCAAGGUCGACACUACACCCCUUUUUGGCACCUCAAACACAACUUUUUCGCCACCGAAGCAACCUAAGAUUACUCGGCAGAAGAGAGAGGAACCAAAGACCUUCUCAGAACUGUUGAAUGAAGCUUUAGACUCCCCUACGGCAACACCUCAGCCAGAUCGGUUCAAUCCGUCACCUAUUAGGACAUUUUCACCUCAACCACUGCCCCCUGGGAAUUCCUAUAGAGCCCCAGGAAGCACUCGUACCCAAUUCAACGCUCUCAACAUCACACCUCGAAAGACACAAGACCUUGGAUAUUCGGACGAAAUGGAUUGGACACCAACCGAAUCUCAAACUCAAUCUCAAUCGCCAUACCGAGCUUUUCAAAAUACACCCUCCACCAAUGGACCCCGAAAGUCGUUCGGGGAGGCACCAGUGAGCGCCGAAACAAGCCCUUUUUGGUACAAGGUUCCUCCUGCGCCGACGAACCCAUCCCAGCGGAUACGAAACCCUCCUAACGCGCCGAUUAUCAGAACCAAGCCGGCACAGCAGGAGAGUAUUUUCUUCCGAGGCGCCGCUAAGAAACGGGAUGAGAAUGAAGAUGACGAACGUGAAGUUUCGUUCAAGCCGCCCAGUUUCUUUGCGCCUGAACGCAGUAAUGACGAGGCUAAUGGGCUGGCUGACCUCUUGAGUCAGAGCUUCACGUUGGGAAAGGAACAAAGUCAUCCUGAUGAAUAUUCAGGAGGCUCCACACACAGAAGGGGUUCAGAAACUCGCAUGUCUACUGGUACACCUCAGUUGGGUAACCUUGGUGUUGAAUUCACCGCUCUGGCGGUGAUGCUCGUUCUCUGGGGUCUCACUGUAGCAGUUUCUAUGCCUUUCGGACGAGAAGUCCAGCUCGCAUUGCUAUCGGCGGUGGGGAUUAUUGCACUACGAGAGACAGGCGAAACAAGUCGACAAACAAGACUCCCUACCACAGCGACAUACAUUAGCUCUGCGCUGAAUGUAGUCGAAUUGGCAGCGGUCUGCUGGCUUGCACUAGAGGUUUUUCAUGAGAACGAAGGCGCUGGCAUGUAUGGAGUUGGGCUAUUGACGACUAUGCUUGGGCAUCAGGUUUGGAGUACUAUGAAUUGA